Molecule: messenger RNA, 2062 nt
Organism: Dinoponera quadriceps
Lineage: Eukaryota; Metazoa; Arthropoda; Insecta; Hymenoptera; Formicidae
Product: nucleolar protein 56
Exons: 3
Coding region: 177-1640 (487 amino acids)
Cellular component (GO): small-subunit processome; box C/D methylation guide snoRNP complex
Molecular function (GO): snoRNA binding
Source: RefSeq, a predicted model, not a curated record
CCUGCGUGAGGGAAGCCGUGGUUGUAGUUGUAGGAAAUAUAGACGCUCAUCUGAACUUCUCCUCCAUUAGUAUAUCGGCACAUGGUGUGCUACGUAUCGACAAAACCAAUAAUUUGUGUGGCUGUUGAAAUAUUGCAAGAAUUUCGUUGAAAUCUUGAAAUUUUGAGAAAGCGAGAAUGAAGAAGCUAUUCAUUUUGUUCGAACAUGCCUCCGGAUACGCUGUGUUCCGUGUCAAGGAGUUCGAAGAGAUUGGAAUGCUGUUGCCACAGGUGGAAGCUUCCGUGACAGACUUGUCGCGUUUUCGUUCUAUCGUCAGUCUCGUUGGUUUCUCAGCCUUCAAGACUGCGGUAGUAGCACUGGAGAAUAUUAACUGUAUCUCCGAAGGUGUCGUUCCGCCACAGUUACAAAUAUUUUUGGACUCCUGCGUACCAAAGUCAGAAAAGAAUGUUGUUCUUGGUGUCUCGGAUCCUAAACUUGGCGCUAACAUCACCGAAGCUCUAGGCAUAAAGUGCGAUCACGUCAAUGGCAUUCCUGAAAUUAUACGUGGCAUCAGACAACAUUUCCAUCACCUGGUUCAAGGCUUGACUGCUGAAAGUGCAUCAAUCGCGCAACUGGGUCUCGGGCAUAGUUAUUCCAGGGCAAAAGUUAAAUUCAAUAUCCAUAGAGUAGAUAAUAUGAUCAUCCAUACCAUAGGCUUAAUGGACCAAUUAGACAAGGACAUUAACACAUUCAGUAUGCGUAUACGAGAAUGGUACGGCUAUCACUUCCCAGAGCUGAUAAAAAUAAUUCCGGAUAAUCACAUGUACGCCAAAGUGACUAAGAUACUGAAAAACAGGAAGGAACUUCCAGAGGAAAAGCUGGAGGCUCUCGAAGAAACAGUUAUGGACAGUGCGGUGGCGCAGGCAAUCGUCGAUGCGUCCAAGUCUUCUAUGGGGAUGGACAUUAAUAUGGUUGAUCUCAUGAACAUCGAAAUAUUCGCCGAUCGCGUUAUCUCCCUGGGUGAUUACCGGGAGCGCCUGGCACAGUAUCUGAGAAGCAAGAUGUCGGGAGUGGCGCCGAACCUCGCCUCUUUGAUCGGUGACCAAACCGGCGCUAGAUUGAUAGCGCAUGCCGGAUCGCUAACUAACCUGGCCAAAUUCCCAGCGUCGACUGUCCAGAUUUUGGGGGCAGAGAAGGCGUUAUUCCGUGCGUUGAAGACUAGAGGGAACACGCCCAAGUUUGGCUUACUUUUUAAUUCUACGUUUAUUGGUCGCGCUAAUGCCAGAGACAAGGGUAGAAUAUCGAGAUAUCUGGCUAACAAGUGCUCAAUGGCUUCCAGGCUUGACUGUUUCUUAGAUGUGCCGACUAAUGUGUUUGGUGAAAAAUUGAGACAGCAAGUAGAGGACCGAUUGAAAUUUUUCGAAACAGGAGAGAUACCGCAGAAGAACAUCGACGUAAUGAAAGAGGCCUUGAAGGAAUCAUUGGUCUCUGUGGAACAGGAUAACGAGGAGUCUCCUAAGAAGAAGAAGAAAGAUAAGAAGAGGAAAAACGACGUACUGGAGAACGGCAAAAGGGACGACGAGUACAUCAAAAACGGUGACACUGAACAGACGGAUGUGCCGAAAAAGAAAAAGAAAUCAAAGUCAAUAUCUAAUGAUUAAACUAAUACUGAAUUAUUACGAUUUUUAUCUCGCUUUGAAUGGUCAUUGUUUUGUAUUAUUAUACAUGCCUUAUUUUUUUCUUACUAGUUUGUAAGUCGUAUUCAUUUGGGAUCUAUUACAUCUAUUGCAAUUUAUUUUCUUAAUAAGUAAAACGGCGAAUGGAAAUGUUCCAUUGUUAUGAUCACAGAUUUGUAUAAACUGCGCUUCCCGUGAGAGGAAUUAAAGACGACACUGAAAUGAGAGAGUAGUGGCCUGAAUGUGUGUCUGUCUGAUAAGAGCGCGUUGAUAGGAGAAAUAAGGCGGGAUGAAAAAAAAGAGGAAAACUACUAAUGACGAUUGCAGUUAACAAAUCAGUGUUAAUAUGAAAUAUUAUAAUAGCAUUAUAUAUUUGAAAAUGCAGAUAUUGUUGUAUUUAUAAGGUA